ACCAAUAACAAUAAUCCUCCCAGCUUCUUCAAUAAAUACCCCCUUAAGCCCUUCUUCCGAGUCAUCACCGCUUGAAAGCACUGGAGCUGCUCAUACUGAAUAGCCCCGCCACCUCCGCCGGAGAUGGAGCUUCCGCCGUCCCCAUGGGUAACAUGCUCUGCAAUCCUCGCUCUCCUACUAGCCCUUAUCGUCAAAACAAUCACAAACAGUCGUCGUCAUCGGCCAAAACUACCUCCUGGUCCCUUUCCAUGGCCGAUCAUCGGAAACCUGAACCUCAUCGGCGCACUCCCCCACCGCUCCAUCCACGAACUCUCUAAGAACUAUGGCCCCCUCAUGCAGCUUCAAUUUGGUUCCUUUCCGGUAGUAGUGGGAUCCUCUGUUUCCAUGGCCCGUCUCUUUCUAAAAACUCACGACCUCGCAUUCGCCGGCCGCCCUAAAACUGCUGCCGGAAAGUACACGGACUACAACUACUCCGACAUCACGUGGUCGCCUUAUGGACCUUACUGGCGUCAAGCACGUAAGAUGUGCAUCACUGAGCUCUUCAGCCCUCGAAGCCUCGACUCCUACGAGCACAUUCGCUCCGCCGAACUGCGCGGGCUUCUCCGCCGCAUCUUCGACGCUGCGUGCAAGCCCAUCCAUCUCAAAGACCACCUCACCACUCUAAGUCUCAAUGUCAUAAGCCGCAUGGUCUUGGGCCGCUGUUAUCUCAACCCCACUGCCGAGGAACAGGAUGCGCCGCCACACCCCGUGUCUCCGAAGGAGUUCAAGACGAUGCUUGACGAGCUUUUCCUCCUCAACGGCGUGCUUAACAUCGGCGAUUCAAUCCCAUGGAUAAACUUUCUCGACCUGCAAGGCUACAUUCGUCGGAUGAAAACCGUUGGCCAAAAAUUCGAUCGAUUCAUGGAGCACGUUUUGGAAGAGCACAUUGGCCGACGGGUGAAAGAGGGGGAUAAUUUUUCGCCCAAAGAUAUGGUUGAUGUCCUCAUUCAAUUCGCGGAAAAUCCAACCCUCGAUGUCAAGCUCGACAGGAACAGCCUCAAGGCUUUCUCUCAGGACCUAAUCGCGGGGGGCACAGAGAGCUCUGCAGUGACGGUGGAGUGGGCAAUGUCGGAGUUGUUGAGGAAACCGGAAGUCAUAAAGAAGGCGGCAGAGGAGCUCGAUCGCGUCAUCGGAAGGGAGCGGUGGGUGGAGGAGAGAGACGUGCAGGACCUCCCGUAUAUCGAAGCCAUCGUGAAGGAGACGAUGCGGCUGCACCCCGUAGCACCCAUGCUGGUUCCUCGCCAAGCUCGAGAGGACGUGGUGAUCGACGGCUACGAUAUUCCGGCCGGCACGCGCAUCAUCGUCAACACCUUCACCAUUUCUCGGGAUCCUUCCAUUUGGGAAGAGCCGGAGGAAUUUAAACCGGAGAGGUUUAUCGGUCGGGAAAUAGAUGUGAAGGGGCAUCAUUUCGAGCUUCUGCCAUUCGGGUCAGGGAGGAGGAUGUGCCCUGGCUACACGCUGGGACUCAAAGUGAUUCAGUCUAGUCUGGCUAACAUACUUCAUGGCUUCAACUGGCGCCUGCCGGAUGGGAUGAAGGGGGAGGAGCUCAGCAUGGAGGAGAUAUUUGGGCUUUCGACGCCGAAGAAGGUGCCGCUCGUUGCUGUGGCAGAGCCCAGGCUGCCCCAGCACAUCUAUUGAGUGGAAAUGAGUUUUGGUGAGGGCAUAAUCAUUUGUGUGAUAGUUAUUUUGAGAUUAUAAAUAAAUAAUAACUCUAAAAAAAUUAAUGAAAUUUCGCGAGAUCAGAAUGAUAUUUGUUUGCU
This is a messenger RNA of Phalaenopsis equestris, 1799 nucleotides long. RefSeq names its product cytochrome P450 71A1-like. Bases 124 to 1677 code for a protein of 517 amino acids. The transcript is spliced from 2 exons. Gene Ontology annotation, molecular function: iron ion binding; oxidoreductase activity, acting on paired donors, with incorporation or reduction of molecular oxygen; monooxygenase activity. Lineage: Eukaryota; Viridiplantae; Streptophyta; Magnoliopsida; Asparagales; Orchidaceae. The record is from RefSeq and is a predicted model, not a curated record.